CGGGCGUACGGCUGCCCAUCUCGUCCAUCAGGGACUUCGAGUGAAGGCAGGCAGCCCAACCGCAACCCUGCCACAGCCCAGAAGCAUCAGUGAGGGCAGCCUGUACGCGCAAAGCAUCAGUGAGUGAGGGCAGCCCUGCGCGCUAUGCUCGCGCUCCGCUGGCUCGUCGUCGGCACGGCGGCAGCCACGACGCUCAAAGACCUCUGCCCCAACAAGCAUUUUGAGGCAACGCUCGAAGACAUCGACGACGCCGUGCUGCGGGGUCCGCCGUACGACGACGUCCGCGACCAGCUCGCGCUGAGGCACGCCACGGAGGGCCGCAAAGGGCUCGAGAUCGGCGGCCCGACGCCGCUCGCCGCGAACCUCUAUGGGCUACUGGCGAGCUGCGACAACCUGGCCACGUUCGAGGAUCAUUUUCAUGGGAGACCUGAGUUGAUAGAUGGAGCGGACUUCGCCCCGGCCGGCGAGGCGAUCGGCAAAACCCUGGUAGGUGACGCUUCCAAUCUCACGAACCACGUCGCCGAGGGCUCCUACGAAUUCCUGUUCGCGUCACAUGUAUUGGAACACACGCGAGAUCCGCUCGGCGCCUUACUGAGCUGGGAUGCCGUGCUCGCGCCGGGCGGGACGCUGUUCCUCGUUCUGCCCUGGAAGGCGGACACAUUUGAUCACGCUCGCGCCCCUAACACACUUGACCAGCUCGCCCAGAAACACGUAAGACGACGGACGAACGAAGACGCGCUCAUGUCAGAUUUUGAACAGACAAUUAGGUCCGUGGACGUCACGCGCGACUGGGGCUUCCCGCCGGGGAGCGGGGCGGCGGAAUUGAGGGAAAGAACUCUAGCCUCGGAGAAAGGAAUGCAGAUGCUGCACUGGCACGUCUUCGACUUCCACCUGCUGAAGGAGCUCUACGAGUGCCUGAACUACGACGUCGUGGUCCUGGACCUGCUCCGGCCCUUCCACCAGGUCAUCGUCGGGACGAAGCGUAUGUCGUCGUAACUAAAACUGUUGUGUUA
Messenger RNA from Pelagomonas calceolata, 1013 nucleotides. The record is from the annotation of a GenBank genome assembly. NCBI's taxonomy places the organism in Eukaryota, Pelagophyceae, Pelagomonadales, Pelagomonadaceae.